AUUCUUAUAUACUAUGCUAGUAUUUUCUGCUUCUUUUAAUGUUUGUUACUUAGUAUAUAAACACUAGGAAGUGAAACUGAGUUUUAGGGUUGUCAUAUUUUCUUGGAAAAGAGAGAUGGAGAGAGGAACAGUAAGACUAAGGGCGAUGGUGGUGAUGGUGAUAGUGAUUGUGGUUUCUGGGAUGGGAGUAAUAGAAGGGCAGUCCCCAACCCCUUUCAUGGAUUGCUACGUCGGAUGCUUCAUUUUGUGCAACAUCAUACCUUCUCACACUGCUUAUGGAUGUGCUCUCCAGUGCCUCAAGGACUGUGUCGUCCCCACGACGACUCAAAGUAUCCAUGGUGAUAAGGUUAACCACCAGUUUUGCAAGCUUGGUUGUGCUUCUUCGUUGUGCUCCAACAUCAGUACUAAACAAAACCCUGGUGGAGAGAAAGUGGAAAGCUGUGUGAAUUCCUGCUCAGAAGGGUGCACCAAGAACUAUUUAUUGCCUUGAAAGAAUUAUUGUUGUUGUUUAGAAAUAUAGUAUUUGUACUAAAGCAAUCUAUUUCAAAAUAGAAUUUCACACUACUUAUCACAAUUUUGAGGAGCUCAAAUGUCGAAUUUAUGCCCUGUUUAUUUCAACUGAAA
Camellia sinensis is the source of this 624-nucleotide messenger RNA. NCBI's taxonomy places the organism in Eukaryota, Viridiplantae, Streptophyta, Magnoliopsida, Ericales, Theaceae. The record is from RefSeq and is a predicted model, not a curated record.